UUUGUGCAUUUGUUGCAGCCACUUAAAGACUGUUAAAAGAUCUCCCUCUGCAGAAAGCACCUCAAGGACCAUUGAGGAUUCUUUAGGAACGGGAGCAUAAGUAUCAUGAAGAAGAACUGAAGCUGAACGACUUAUGGACAAAGACAGAAGGGACAUGGAAUGACUGUCCAUGGUGAGGAGUUUCAGUCAAACUUGCCCAAAAGGCAAGGGAUCUAGAGGAAAAAGAGACUGAUAGAGGAGCUGGAGAAAACAUCUUGGCAGGAAGGCUGCACAAUGAUUUUCCCUCUGGUGGUUUCACUGGUUCUCCAGUUGGUCUGUCGCCCUGUAUCUUCUCUCCAGGGGGAACCCCAGGAAAUCGACAGCAGAGAUGAAAUCCAAGAGAGGGAUUACAUCUAUGGACAACGUCAAAAACGUGCCGUGGCCGCAGAACCCACCAUCUCUGAAACAGACAAAUGCUCCUACACUUUUAUUGUCCCUCAGCAGAAAAAUACCGGGGCCAUCUGUGUUAACUCCAAGGAGCCGGAGGCCACGCUCGAGAACCGAGUCAAUAAGCAGCAACUGGAGCUGCUGAACACCGAGUUGCAAAAGCAGCGACGACAGAUUGAGGCACUGCAACAGCUGGUAGAGGUAGAUGGAGGAGUGGUGAACGAGGUGAAGCUGCUGCGCAAGGAGAGCCGAAACAUGAAUGCUCGUGUCACACAGCUUUACAUGCAGCUGCUGCAUGAGAUUAUCCGCAAACGUGACAAUGCUUUGGAAGUGUCACACCUGGAGAACCGUGUGUUGAACCACACCUCUGAGAUGGGAAGGCUGGCUGCACGCUACCGUGACCUUGAGCACAAGUAUCAGCACCUGUCAGUGCUUGUAGGAAACCAGAGUGCUCUAAUUGUGCAGUUGGAGGAGCACUGUAAACGGAGCAUGCACUCAUAUGGCACAGAGCGAGAAAGAAGCCGUCAAGUCCGUCCACCUGUGAUCCCUCCCCCUCCACAGAGGCCUGCAACACCCAUGAACACUAAACCCUACCAGCCACCAACCUACACCCGCCACACAAACAACCAGAUUACAAAUGAGAUCCAGAGUGACGAGAACUCAAAAGCGUUACCACCUCCACCGCCUACAAUGCCAAGUGGUGCACAGAGUUUCUCCACCACAAACAAGCCCUCAGGUCCUUUCAAAGACUGUCUACAGGCUCUGGAGGAUGGCCACACCACCAGUGGCAUUGUUCUUGUGAAGCCAGAAAACACCAACCGCCUUAUGCAGGUUUGGUGUGAGCAGAGACACGACCCCGGUGGCUGGACCGUCAUUCAGAGGCGUCAGGAUGGCUCUGUCAACUUUUUCAGGAACUGGGAGACUUACAAGCAAGGGUUUGGAAACAUAGAUGGUGAAUACUGGUUAGGCCUGGAAAACAUCUACUGGCUAACUAACCAAGGGACCUACAAGCUCCUGGUGACGCUGGAAGACUGGUCUGGACGCAAGACAUUUGCAGAGUAUGCCAGUUUCCGCAUCGGGUCUGAGGCGGACUCCUACAAGCUGAGGGUGGGCCGGUACCAUGGCAAUGCUGGAGACUCUCUCACAUGGCACAACGGCAAACGUUUCACUACACUGGACAGAGACCAUGAUGCCUACACAGGUAAUUGUGCCCAUUACCAGAAGGGAGGGUGGUGGUAUAACGCCUGUGCUCACUCUAACCUGAACGGUGUGUGGUACCGCGGUGGGCAUUAUCGCAGCCGCUACCAGGAUGGUGUCUACUGGGCUGAGUUCAGAGGUGGAGCUUAUUCCCUGAAGAAAGUGACCAUGAUGAUCCGGCCCAGUGCAAACACCUUCCACUAA
Messenger RNA from Myripristis murdjan (pinecone soldierfish), 1827 nucleotides. It is a transcript of the gene angptl2a, whose product is annotated as angiopoietin-like 2a. The record is from RefSeq and is a predicted model, not a curated record. Gene Ontology annotation, biological process: platelet aggregation; blood coagulation; fibrinolysis. The transcript has 5 exons. NCBI's taxonomy places the organism in Eukaryota, Metazoa, Chordata, Actinopteri, Holocentriformes, Holocentridae. Gene Ontology annotation, molecular function: extracellular matrix structural constituent; protein-macromolecule adaptor activity. Gene Ontology annotation, cellular component: fibrinogen complex. Bases 274 to 1827 code for a protein of 517 amino acids.